Molecule: messenger RNA, 3006 nt
Organism: Schistocerca cancellata (South American locust)
Lineage: Eukaryota; Metazoa; Arthropoda; Insecta; Orthoptera; Acrididae
Product: spidroin-1-like
Exons: 10
Coding region: 87-2471 (794 amino acids)
Cellular component (GO): chitin-based extracellular matrix
Molecular function (GO): structural constituent of chitin-based larval cuticle
Source: RefSeq, a predicted model, not a curated record
GCAACAGAUCACGCCAAUCCACUCUCGGCACUGCCAUCAUUAUUCACACAGCGAUCAUCCAGCCAGCGGCACUUAUCCCAGACAUCAUGAAGCUGUUGCUGUUGGCAGCCCUGGUGGGCAUGGCUGCGGCCGGUCGCCUGGACAACUCGUACCUGCCCCCUGCUGGUGCACCGCUGGCUGGUGGAGCCCCUGGAGCCAUUGCAGCGCCCUUCGGCGGACCUGGAGCAGGAGGAGUCUUCGGAGCUAGAAGGCCCGGAGCCGGCGGUCUGGGAGGAGCUGGGCUUGGUGGUGCCGGUCUGGGAGGCGCUGGCCUUGGUGCUGGAGGUGCUGGCCUCGGUGGUCUUGGAGGUGCCGGACGAGGCGGACUCGGAGGCGCCGGUCUCGGUGGUGCUGGGUUAGGUGGAGCUGGUCUCGGAGGUGCCGGUCUCGGUGGUCUUGGAGGUGCUGGACGAGGCGGUCUUGGAGGCGCUGGACUUGGUGCUGGAGGCGCUGGCCUUGGUGGUCUUGGAGGUGCAGGACGAGGCGGUCUUGGAGGCGCCGGUCUUGGAGGAGCUGGUCUGGGUGGUCUUGGAGGUGCAGGACGAGGCGCUGGUCUCGGAGGUCUCGGCGGGCUAGGAGGUGCUGGUCUUGGUGCAGGCCGAGGUGGACUCGGAGGCGCUGGUCUCGGUGGUGCUGGAGCUGGUGUGGCCAGGGGACCUGUCAUUCCCAUUCUCAGAUACGAAAAUGUCAACAAUGGUGAUGGCUCCUAUGCCUUCAGCUACGAGACCGCCAACGGCAUCGCCCAGGACGAGCAGGGUUACCUGAAGAACGCCGGCAUUCCCGACGCUGAGGCCGAGACUGUUCAGGGCCGCUACACGUACACUGGAGACGACGGCGCGCAGUACACCGUCACCUACACAGCCGACGAGAACGGCUUCCAGCCGCAGGGUGCCCACCUGCCCACUCCACCCCCAAUCCCUGAGGAGAUCCUGCGCUCCCUGGAGCAGAACGCUGCUGAGGAGGCCGCUGCUGCCCGCGGUGGAGGAAUUGCUGGUGGUGCGUACGCUGGUGCUCCUGGAGCAGGUGCAUACGCAGGUGCUCCUGGAGCAGGCGGUGCCUUUGGUGGCGCUCCUGGAGCUGGUGUCGGUGGUGCCUUUGGAGGUCGCCCUGGAGCUGGAGUUGGUGGCGCUUUCGGUGGCGCGCCUGGAGCUUUCGGUGGUGCACCUGGAGCUGGUGGCGCAUUUGGUGGCAGGGCACCUGGAGCGUUUGGGCGCCCCGGUGCCGGCGCUGGAGCGUUUGGCGGCAGACCUGGAGCGCUGCCCAGCUACUCGCCGUCCAGCGGCUACUCCUACCCCACUCCAGGAAAAUCACUCCAUUCCAUUCCUGGCGAUAGCGUCGUCAUUCGCACCGUGAUCUUCCAGCCAGGGGCACUUAUCACAAGCAUAAUGAAACUGUUGGUGUUGGCAGCCCUCGUGGGUGUGGCGGCAGCUGGCCGUCUGGCCAACUCGUACCUACCUCCCGCGGGUGCACCCCUGGCGGGCGGAGCACAAGGGGCCAUCGCAGCGCCAUUUGGCGGACCUGGAGCUGGUGGAGUCUUCGGACCUAGAAGGCCUGGUUUCGGAGGAGCUGGUCUCGGUGGUGCUGGCUUAGGAGGACCUGGAGGUCUUGGUGGUCCUGGUGGUCUUGGUGGUGCAGGCCGAGGAGGUCUUGGUGCUGGACGAGGCGGCCUUGGCGCAGGUCUGGGAGGCGCAGGAACUGGCGCCAGUCUUGGAGGUCUUGGUGGUCUCGGAGGCGCCGGUCUCGGUGCUGGCCGAGGUGGCCUUGGAGGUGCUGGUCUUGGUGCUGGCCGAGGUGCAGGUGCUGGUCUUGGUGGUGGUGCUGGCAGAUUCAUCCCAGGCGCUGGUGCUCCAAGUGGACCAGUCAUUCCCAUCCUCCGAUACGAAAAUGUCAACAACGGCGAUGGAAGCUAUGCUUUCAGUUACGAGACUGGAAACGGCAUCGCCCAGGACGAGCAGGGCUACCUGAAGAAUGCCGGAAUUCCUGAUGCUGAGGCGGAGACCGUGCAGGGCCGCUACACAUACACUGGAGACGACGGCGCUCAAUACACCGUCACCUACACCGCCGAUGAGAACGGCUUCCAGCCGCAGGGCGCCCACCUGCCCACUCCACCACCAAUCCCCGAAGAGAUCCUUCGCUCUCUGGAGCAGAAUGCCGCUGAGGAGGCCGCUGCCAUCCGGGCUGGAGGAGUUGUCGGUGGCGACUACAGUGGCGCCGGUGGUGCUGGAACUGGAGCUGGUACAGGCUUCCGUGGUGUCGCUGGUGCUGGUGGUGUCCUUGGGGGUCGCCCUGGAGCUGGAACUCCAUUCGGCGGCGCCCCUGGUGCUGGAGUCUUCGGACGGCCCGGUGCUGGAGCUCGCCGGCCCGGCGCCCUGCCCAGCUACGCGGUGGCCAGAGGUUACACCUACCCUGACCCUAACCAACCCCAACCCUGAUGAGUAAGCGUCUGGAGGUUUCCAGCUGGCCUGGAUGUCCAACAAGCCCGCUUGUCUCACCUAGCUGGACAUAGCCAGUGUCUCAGUCCACUGCCCACCUACCAUUUUCACACAUGAAUGCGGACUUCUUUUGCCACUGUGUCGACUGCAAGGACUCUGAGAAGUGUUCAAGUAUACCUGACGAAUUCACUGUUGUCUUAGUGGAACUUAAAGGCAACGCGACAGUCGAAAGCCUUCUCUCUGUGUCCUUCUACCUUCUAAAUAUUAGAGCACAGCGGAAUAUACUUCAAGAUUUAGUGCGCCAUGACAAUAUUCUGGUGCUCCUACUGACUAUUUCUAUGUUGCGAAAACAUCACUUGUAAAUAUCCUAAAUUAUUUCUUACUCCUUUACUAUUUUCUGCUUCAAUGUUCAGACAGUAAAACUUAUGACGACAAUGGCAUUGUGCGUGGCACAGUUCACGACUAGAAACUCGUGUUCUGUGCCCAUAAAAACACUAUUUAUUUCUGUGAUGCAAAAGUGAAAAAAAAACAAUGU